AUGCGUACUUUUUAUACCCCCGCUUUGUUAGCUUUGACGGGUGUGGUGGCUGGUCAAUUGGAGGCUGCCAGUGGUGAAUUCAAUAUUACUUCGCCUUUGAUGAAUGGCGUUUACGUCGCUGGCCAGAUAUUACCUGUAACAUAUUAUUUAACCCGAGAUUCUUCCAAGUUACAUCUUAAUAUUUACUUGCAGCCUGUGGGUAUCAAUUACACCACUGCUGUCAUUGCUCAGGAUGCUGAUGUAUCCGAGAACCCUUCGGCUGUUGUCACCGUCAACCAUGAAACGGUAUGGCAACAUUCCUAUAAUUAUGAAAUCCCUCCCACGGCACCCGCAGGCACAUAUCAGGUGAUUUUCGAAUCUGUGCGUACCCAUGCGAACACCUCUAUUCCCAUCACCAUCCGACCUUUCGUAUCGAGCGCUUCUCCUAUGCCAUCAUCCACUGCCGUCUCCUUGGCUACUAGCAGCAGUUCCACUUCAUCCACCCCAGCCAAGUCUUCCAGUAGCAUAGCACGGUUGUCAAACGAUAUUGCCGUGACAACCAUUGCAGUAAUGGCAGGCACAUGGUUAACAUGGAUCCUUUGA
Messenger RNA from Radiomyces spectabilis, 582 nucleotides. RefSeq lists its product as uncharacterized. Bases 1 to 582 code for a protein of 193 amino acids. The record is from RefSeq and is a predicted model, not a curated record. NCBI's taxonomy places the organism in Eukaryota, Fungi, Mucoromycota, Mucoromycetes, Mucorales, Radiomycetaceae. The transcript has 3 exons.